Coffea eugenioides is the source of this 567-nucleotide messenger RNA. RefSeq names its product disease resistance response protein 206-like. The transcript has a single exon. The record is from RefSeq and is a predicted model, not a curated record. The coding region runs from base 1 to 567 and encodes 188 amino acids. NCBI's taxonomy places the organism in Eukaryota, Viridiplantae, Streptophyta, Magnoliopsida, Gentianales, Rubiaceae.
AUGGCGGUAAGACCCCUCAUCCUGGCUCUCUUUCUUUGCCUCCUUUUAUCUAUUUUCACCACCAGUCACGGCUACAAAACUCAUCGUCGUGGACGGCCCUGCAAAGAGCUCUCAUUUUACUUCCACGAUAUCCUAUACAAGGGCCAUAAUAAGGACAAUGCAACUUCAGCCAUAGUAGGGGCGCCCGACUGGGGUAACAGAACAGAAUUUGCAAGACCUUUCGACUUUGGAGACCUGGUGGUUUUCGACGACCCCAUCACUUUAGACAACAAUCUGCAUUCGACUCCAGUGGGAAGAGCACAGGGCAUGUACGUAUACGAUCAGCUAAAUGCAUUUUCUGCUUGGCUUUCCUUCUCCUUCGUCUUCAAUUCCACACAACACAAGGGUUCGCUUAACUUUGCUGGUCCUGAUCCUAUUCUAAACCAGACUAGGAUUGUUUCGAUAACAAGCGGAACUGGUGACUUCUUCAUGGCUAGAGGCAUUGCCAUUUUGACGACUGAUGCAUACGAGGGAAAUUAUUACUUCCGGCUACGAGUGGAUAUUAAGUUGCAUGAAUGCUGGGAGUGA